CACACUCUUAUCUCUUGCCCUCAGGUUUGUUUGCAAGAACAAUGGAGUUCUGUUUGAGAAUCAGCUGCUACAGAUCGGCAUAAAGUCUGAAUAUCGCCAGAACCUGGGGCGGAUGUAUCUGUUCUAUGGCAAUAAGACGUCAGUGCAGUUCGUAACCUUCACGACUACAGUCACCUGUCCAGGAGAGCUACAGUCUCAGAUCAAUGUUCAGUCUAAAACAGUGGAGCCUCUCAUAGAAGGAGGUGCUCAGGUGCAGCAGGUCAUCAACAUUGAGUGUCUGACUGACUUCACUGAUGCACCACUCCUCAACAUCAAGUUCAGGUAUGGCGGAGCUCUCCAGAAUCUCACCCUCAAGCUGCCUGUUACCAUAAACAAGUUCUUCCAGCCCACAGAGAUGGCAUCACAUGACUUCUUUCAGCGCUGGAAACAGCUCAGCCAGCCUCAGCAAGAAGCACAGAAGAUCUUCAAGGCCAACCAUGCCAUGGACACCGAAGUGCUCAAAGCAAAG
Molecule: messenger RNA, 508 nt
Organism: Sinocyclocheilus anshuiensis
Lineage: Eukaryota; Metazoa; Chordata; Actinopteri; Cypriniformes; Cyprinidae
Product: AP-2 complex subunit alpha-2-like
Exons: 5
Biological process (GO): vesicle-mediated transport; intracellular protein transport
Cellular component (GO): clathrin adaptor complex; membrane coat
Source: RefSeq, a predicted model, not a curated record